CCGGCGCCGCUCCCUGCGCGGGACUCGCGGAGCGGCACUGGGCAUGCUCAGUCGCCGGAUCCCGUCCUGGUCUCAAGUAGGAAGCUCGUGCGCUGCACCCGCAGCUGAUCCGGGCGCUCCGGGGAGGGCGAGACUGGAGCAGAGCUGCCGGGCGCCAGAGCCGAGGCGAGCGCCGCGCGCAUCGCCGGUUGGAGCUGCUGUGGGUGAGCCGCUGCGUCUGUAGCCAAGCAUGCUGUGGUCGGAUCUGCCCAGCCGUGGAACAGAAACAUUUGCUGGAUGGAAAAUCCAUAAAAGAAAGCUGCUGUGAAAGCCUGAGACAGACGAUACCUUAAGCAAAAUCAGAUAUAUUUGGGCUGCCUGACCUCACUGAGUGAUUGCUAUUAAUUAACAGACUUUGCGGGAAAAGGGGAGCUUGCCUCCUGAGCUUUGUACCAAAGACCUGGGAAAAAUUUCAGAUUAUAACCGAUUUCCUGCGCCAGCUUGGACGUCCAGUGAUCCAUGUCAGAAGUACUUCCAGCUGACUCAGGUGUAGACACUUUGGCAGUGUUUAUGGCCAGCAGCGGAACCACAGACGUUGCGAAUCGGAACAGCCCAGCCACACCGCCAAAUACCCUUAAUCUCCGUUCCUCCCACAAUGAACUGUUGAACGCUGAAAUAAAACACACAGAAACCAAGAACAGCACACCCCCCAAAUGCAGGAAAAAAUAUGCACUAACUGACAUCCAGACAGCCAUGGGCCUCUCAGAUCCAGCUGCACAGCCCCUGCUGGGAAAUGGCUCUGCCAACAUCAAGCUGGUGAAAAAUGGGGAGAACCAGCUCCGGAAGGCUGCAGAACAAGGGCAACAGGACCCCAACAAAAAUGUCAGCCCCACUGCAGUCAUCAACAUAACUUCUGAGAAGUUAGAGGGUAAAGAGCCCCACCCACAGGAUUCCUCGGGCUGUGAAAUCUUACCCUCCCCACCCAGGAGAACCAAGAGCUUCCUAAAUUACUAUGCAGACCUGGAAACCUCAACCAGAGAACUCGAGCAGAACUUGGGCAACCAGCAUAGGGUUGUGGAAGAGAAGUCCCAGCCGGCCCAGGGUCAGGCCUCCACCAUCGUUGGGAAUGGCGAUUUGCUGCUGCAGAAACCAAACAAACCCCAGUUCAGCCCUGAAGAUGGCCAAAUAGCCACAGUGUCAUCCAGCCCGGAGACCAAGAAGGAUCAUCCUAAAACGGGGGCCAAAACUGAUUGUGCGCUGCACCGGAUCCAGAACCUGGCACCAAGCGAUGAGGAGUCCAGCUGGACAACACUGUCCCAAGAUAGCGCCUCACCCAGCUCCCCGGACGAAACAGCAGAUAUAUGGAAUGAUCACUCAUUUCAGACCGAUCCAGAUUUGCCACCUGGCUGGAAAAGAAUCAACGACAUCGCUGGGACCUAUUAUUGGCACAUACCAACUGGAACGACUCAGUGGGAACGCCCUGUCUCCAUCCCAGCAGAUCUUCAGGGUUCUAGGAAAGGGUCAUUUAGUUCUGUAACGCCGUCUCCCACCCCAGAGAACGAGAAACAGCCAUGGAGUGAUUUUGCUGUUCUGAAUGGGGGAAAGAUUAAUAGUGACAUUUGGAAGGAUUUGCAUGCCGCCACAGUUAACCCGGACCCCAGCUUAAAAGAGUUUGAAGGAGCAACACUACGUUACGCAUCUUUGAAACUCAGAAAUGCUCCACAUGCUGAUGAUGACGAUUCUUGUAGUAUCAACAGUGACCCAGAAGCCAAGUGUUUUGCCGUGCGCUCUCUGGGCUGGGUGGAAAUGGCAGAGGAGGACCUCGCCCCUGGUAAAAGUAGUGUGGCAGUCAACAACUGCAUCAGGCAGCUUUCUUACUGCAAAAAUGACAUCCGAGAUACAGUCGGCAUCUGGGGAGAGGGGAAGGACAUGUACCUGAUCCUGGAGAAUGACAUGCUCAGCCUGGUGGACCCCAUGGACCGCACUGUCCUCCACUCGCAGCCCAUCGUGAGCAUCCGCGUGUGGGGCGUGGGCCGAGACAACGGCCGAGAUUUUGCUUAUGUAGCAAGAGACAAAGAUACAAGAAUUUUGAAAUGUCAUGUAUUUCGAUGUGACACACCAGCAAAAGCCAUCGCCACAAGUCUCCACGAAAUCUGUUCCAAGAUUAUGGCCGAACGGAAGCAUGCCAAAGCCCUGGCCUGCAGUUCCUUACAGGAAAGAACCAACGUGAACCUCGACGUGCCCUUGCAAGUAGAUUUUCCGACACCAAAGACUGAGCUGGUCCAGAAGUUCCGUGUGCAGUACCUGGGCAUGUUACCUGUAGACAAACCAGUCGGAAUGGAUACCCUGAACAGUGCCAUAGAAAGUCUCAUGACCUCAUCCAACAAGGAGGACUGGCCAUCAGUGAAUAUGAAUGUGGCCGAUGCUACUGUGACUGUCAUCAGUGAAAAGAAUGAAGAGGAAAUCUUAGUGGAGUGUCGUGUGCGAUUCUUGUCCUUCAUGGGUGUCGGGAAGGAUGUCCACACGUUUGCCUUCAUCAUGGACACUGGGAACCAGCACUUUGAGUGCCACGUUUUCUGGUGCGAGCCGAAUGCUGGUAACGUGUCCGAGGCAGUGCAGGCUGCGUGCAUGUUACGAUACCAGAAGUGCUUGGUAGCCAGGCCGCCGUCACAGAAAGUUCGACCACCUCCUCCGCCAGCAGACUCAGUGACCAGAAGAGUCACAACCAAUGUAAAACGAGGGGUCUUAUCCCUCAUUGACACUUUGAAACAGAAACGCCCUGUCACAGAAACGCCCUAGCUGCAUAUGUUAAAGGAGUCUCUAAUAGUUACCUGAAGAUUGAACAGCUACACUAAAGAAGAUGAACUGAUGUCUGGCCUUCCAUUCAGUUGCUGAUGCUUUGUCUUCAGAGAAUUUAUCCUUAACCAAACAGUGUUAGACAAGCAUGUUCUCAUGUCUUGCCACCAUCAUGUGAUAUGAAAAGAAGCAUGACUAAUUUUUUUUGCUGUCAGUAAGUUACAUCAUGAGCAGUGGAAGGUCUUUUUCUUAUUGUAAAUAUCGUGAACAUUGCUUAACUUCACACACACACACGAAUGUGGCCACACCCCUCCUAGUGAACUAAUCCUGAGUCCUUGGAGUGAAUGACGUCUGAGUUAGUGUCACUGUCUUCUUGACUGGAUCUGUCACAAGCAACUUUUAAGUCCUACAGCACUUUGCCCUGUUUUCAACAUUGGAGUAGACACUGCUUACCAGAUACCAUUGAAAUGCUGUAAAAAUAGGAUGAUGAGUUUUUGUUUUAGUUUUUCAUAAAAUUGAACCUUUUGGUUGACAACAUUGGCUGUAGGCAUCAGUACAGAAACCAACUGGCAGCUUUCCUUGACGAGCUCUUUGACACAUGGACACCAUUUCAUGUCUACAGCUGUUUGUGGGAUAUUGGGAAAAAGUGAAACUUCAAAAUUGAAAAACAAACUAAAUUUCAGAAAUCAAAAUCGAACAAAAAUAGCCUUUCUUUUCAGAUGGUUUUCAAACUGAUUAUUAAGAAAAAGAAAGAUGAACAAAAUCAUAAUGCAUUUCGGGUGGGA
Messenger RNA from Ceratotherium simum simum (southern white rhinoceros), 3560 nucleotides. It is a transcript of the gene APBB2, whose product is annotated as amyloid beta precursor protein binding family B member 2. Gene Ontology annotation, molecular function: amyloid-beta binding; transcription factor binding. Lineage: Eukaryota; Metazoa; Chordata; Mammalia; Perissodactyla; Rhinocerotidae. Gene Ontology annotation, cellular component: nucleus; cytoplasm. Gene Ontology annotation, biological process: regulation of DNA-templated transcription. The record is from RefSeq and is a predicted model, not a curated record.